AUGUGUUCGUACUAUCAUGUAUACUCCGCAGCAAGAGAACCGCCGAGAAAUUCAGAAGGUCGCGCAGCCUUUGCCGCCGCAAGACCGGACCCUCGUGCCACGGAAAUCGGUCAAGUGGCCCGGUUCGCCCGAAGUCGUCGUUAUGGCCAGGAAGCCACUCGCGUCGUCACGGUUCGUCGUCAAGGUCCGAAAGCGGGUGGCCUUCAGUGCGCGGCCGUUAGACCUGAGGUCGACCGCAGCGAUAGCGCGCCACGUCGCCGAACUGGGCCGUUUAGGAGAGACGGACAGACGCGGUCGUCCUGUCGUCGGGACGUCCGGGACGUCGACAAAGCGGUGGCCAUUCAAAACCGUCGUGGAGUGGCACACGUGUCCGUAUUGUUGCGAAGUGUUCAGAGAGAAACUAGCAUAUGCCAUUCACGUGAUAGGUUAUUAUAA
Cinara cedri is the source of this 435-nucleotide messenger RNA. The record is from the annotation of a GenBank genome assembly. Lineage: Eukaryota; Metazoa; Arthropoda; Insecta; Hemiptera; Aphididae.